Triticum urartu is the source of this 749-nucleotide messenger RNA. The record is from RefSeq and is a predicted model, not a curated record. NCBI's taxonomy places the organism in Eukaryota, Viridiplantae, Streptophyta, Magnoliopsida, Poales, Poaceae.
CAACGUACACGAAACCACCCCGUUGCAAACACGAUACCCACAGGCAGAGACGACGACCUUGGGCGCACUCACGAGCGUAUCAUCAAUUCAUCAUGAGGCGUGAGUACCUAGUUGGCUUCGCGCUCAUAGUCGCCGGGCUCUGGCCGCUGCCCGCGGCUGCGCAGAAGUACGCCGCUAUCUUCAACUUUGGCGACUCCCUCGCCGACGCCGGCAACCUCGUCGCGGAUGGCAUCCCGGAUUACCUCGCCACGGCGCGCCUGCCGUAUGGCAUGACGUACUUCGGGUACCCGACGGGGCGCGUCUCCGACGGCCGCCUCGUCGUCGACUUCAUCGCGCAGGAGCUGGGGCUGCCGCUGCUGCCGCCGUCCAAGGCGCGCAACGCCACGUUCCACCACGGCGCCAACUUCGCCAUCACCGGCGCCACGGCGCUGGACACCAGCUACUUCGUGGCCAAGGGGCUGGGCAAGACGGUGUGGAACUCCGGCUCCCUGCACACCCAGCUCAAGUGGUUUCAAGACAUGAAGCCAUCCAUCUGUAACUCCCCAAAAGAGUGCAGGGACCUGUUCAGGCGGUCGCUGUUCAUCGUCGGCGAGUUUGGCGGGAACGAUUACGCGGCGGCGCUCGGCGCGUUCCUCCCGGUGCAGAAGGUGCACACGUUCGUGCCGCACAUCGUCGACUCCAUCGGCAAGGGAAUCGAGGUGCUCGUCUCUCUCAGGUCUACUUUAGGCCCCUCCCAAUGCUCCAUUUGA